CCCGCCCACAGUUCAAACUGGAAAAAUGGCGGGGGCUCCUGAGUUGCUGGGCGCUUCGCCUUCGCGGGACAUGGAGAGAGUGGCCGGGACAGAAGACCGGACCUCGGUCCCCGCCACAGCUCGUGAGGACUUCCGGGUGCGCUGCACCUCGAAGCAGACGGUGAUGGAACUGGUGGAACUGUGCGGCCGCUUCGUGCGACAGCUGGGGGACGCGCUGCCGGAGGAGAUCCGGGAGCCUGCGCUGCGAGACGCGCAGUGGACUUUUGAAUCAGCUGUGCAAGAGAAUGUCAGCAUUAAUGGGCAGGCAUGGCAGGAAGCUUCAGAUGAUUGUUUUAGGGAUUCUGAUAUCAAAGAACUUGAAGAUCGGUUUGAUGAAAUCAUUGUAGAUUUAGCCACAAAACGUAAGCAGUAUCCCAGAAAGAUCCUUGAAUGUGUCAUAAAAAUCAUAAAAACAAAGCAGGAAAUUCUGAAGCAGUACCACCCUGUUGUACACCCAUUGGACUUAAAUUAUGACCCUGAUCCAGCCUCUUGUGUGGAAAAUUUGAAAUGCAGAGGAGAAACACUAGCUAAGGAGAUCAGUGAAGCCAUGAAGUCCUUGCCUGCAUUAAUUGAACAAGGAGAUGGAUUUUCCCAAGUUUUAAAGAUGCAGCCUAUUAUCCAGCUCCAGAGAAUCCACCAAGAAGUCUUUUCCAGUUGUAGGAAGUCAGAUGUCAAACCUGAGAGCUUUAUAACACAAAUAGAAACCACACCAACAGAGAGUUGUACCAGGAAAACCACUAACGUGGUACUGAAAAGAAAACAAACUAAAGACUGCCCCCAGAGAAAGUGGUAUCCACUUCAGCCAAAGAGAAUUAAUCUUGAUACAUAAGCUGUUUUUGUUUAUCUUGGGAGUUGAAAUUAGGCACUGUCAACAUUUAGAUGAAAGUCUAAUGCCUAGAUAGGACUUCAUAUAAAAUAACAAGUAACUCUUUUAGUGAUUUAUUUAUACCUAUGUAGUAGUUCUGUUCUGGGAUAUGAUGUAAUAUUAUAUUUCUUGCACCAACAUUUCAUGUGUAGUCAGUGAAAAGCAUAGUUUUAUAAUAUUGGCACAAAGCCCAUCAAUGGGUAUUAACAGUGUAAUCUUUCACUGUCCUUAAAUGCCAUCAUAUCUUGGCUUCCUUACAACUUUUAUGGAAUUUCAUGAGUUACAUAUUCUGUUGGGUUUUCUGGGUAUACUGCUUUCUUAAAAUAAGAGCUGUGUAACAGGUGUCUUUAUUUAAGUGCUGAAAGGAAUCACUGGUGCUGCAAGGGAACACAUUCAGCGGUGUUUUUGUUUUGUUUUUUGUUUUCAGUGCAAUUUGUUUUAUCAAAUUAAUGUGCAGAUGACAAGACUGGCUUUGACUUUGUCACUCCAGCUUAACUAAUUUAGGGAUUGAUUUUAGGAGUUUUGUUUUUGUUUUGUAUUAUAAGACAUGACAACUAUUAUUUGUGCCAGAUGUUCUUGUAGAAAUAAAAAUUGGCAUCUAGCCAAUAUUUCUUGCCCACACUGUUUUUCAUAGACCUUUUAACUUUUAAACAUAA
Messenger RNA from Molossus molossus (Pallas's mastiff bat), 1560 nucleotides. RefSeq names its product NSL1 component of MIS12 kinetochore complex (gene NSL1). The transcript is spliced from 6 exons. Gene Ontology annotation, cellular component: kinetochore; MIS12/MIND type complex. Bases 26 to 868 code for a protein of 280 amino acids. Gene Ontology annotation, biological process: mitotic sister chromatid segregation. The record is from RefSeq and is a predicted model, not a curated record. Lineage: Eukaryota; Metazoa; Chordata; Mammalia; Chiroptera; Molossidae.